This is a messenger RNA of Aspergillus welwitschiae, 1264 nucleotides long. Its product is annotated as palmitoyl-protein thioesterase family protein. NCBI's taxonomy places the organism in Eukaryota, Fungi, Ascomycota, Eurotiomycetes, Eurotiales, Aspergillaceae. The transcript has 2 exons. Bases 157 to 1176 code for a protein of 339 amino acids. Gene Ontology annotation, molecular function: palmitoyl hydrolase activity; thiolester hydrolase activity. Gene Ontology annotation, cellular component: lysosome. The record is from RefSeq and is a predicted model, not a curated record.
ACAGUCCCGGAAGCAAGCCCCGACAACGUGACCUCCACCUGUCUCCGCAUCACCUCCGCAGGAACAACAACACCAACACUAUACAUCCAUUUCAACCUUCAUCCCCAUCCUCCUCCCAUCGACAAGCCGAACCUCAACCCAUACAGUGACCACAAAAUGCGUCCAUUAACACCCCUCCUCACCUUCCUCACCAUCCUACCCUUCACAACCGCCCAGCCAACCCACCAGUCCCAAACCCAACUCCAACCCUCAACAGCAAACAACACAACAGAACUCCGUGCCCUCCCCCUCGUUAUCUGGCACGGCCUAGGCGACACAUACCUCAACCCAUCCCUGCAAUACCUAAUCCAAGCCGCUGAAGCCGCCAACCCCGGAACCUACACCUACCUAAUCCACCUCUCCCCUAGUAGCACCGGUGACCGCCAAGCGACCUUCCUGGGCAACCUCACCACGCAAGUCGCCUACGUCUGCGACCAACUAGCCCGCGACCCAAUCCUUUCCACAGCACCCGCCAUCAACGCCCUCGGCUUCUCCCAAGGCGGACAAUUCCUCCGCGCCUACAUUGAACGCUGCAACAACCCCCCGGUCCGCACACUAAUAACCCUCGGCAGCCAACACAACGGCAUCUCGCAAUUCCAGUCCUGCGCCUGGAACGACUUCGUCUGCCGGGGCGCCGAAGCACUUCUUCACUCGGGACGAUGGUCAUCCUUCGUGCAGGGACGGCUCGUCCCCGCGCAGUAUUUCCGCGACCCUGAACCCACCGAAAUGGAAAACUACCUCCAAUACAGCAAUUUCCUGGCGGAUGUGAAUAAUGAGCGCGAGGUGAAGAACGAGACGUAUAAGGAGAACUUGAGCAAGUUGGAGAAGUUUGUGAUGUAUAUGUUUGAGGAGGAUCGGAUGGUGGUGCCGAAGGAGUCGAGUUGGUUUGGAGAGGUGGAUGGGGAAUCUGGGGAUGUGGUGGGGAUUAGGGAGAGGAGUAUUUACAAGGAGGAUUGGAUUGGGUUGAAAGGGUUAGAUGAGAAGGGGGGGUUGGUGUUUAGGACGUUGAAGGGGGGUCAUAUGCAGUUUGAUGAGGAGGAGCUGGAGGAUAUUUUAAAGGAGUUUUUGGGGCCUGUGGAGGUGGAGGUUGGGGAUGAUGAUGAGGUUAGUAGGUUAGUGAGUCAGGUUGAGUAUUAACUUCUCGUUCUUCUUCUAUCUCUUAUGUGAGGGAGAUGGAAGAGAUAAGAGUUGCGGCGCUACUACUGAGUAAUAUUAUAUAUUAUAC